Molecule: messenger RNA, 9969 nt
Organism: Amphiprion ocellaris (clown anemonefish)
Lineage: Eukaryota; Metazoa; Chordata; Actinopteri; Pomacentridae
Gene: htr4
Product: 5-hydroxytryptamine receptor 4
Exons: 8
Coding region: 486-1676 (396 amino acids)
Biological process (GO): regulation of appetite; chemical synaptic transmission; adenylate cyclase-activating adrenergic receptor signaling pathway
Cellular component (GO): plasma membrane
Molecular function (GO): G protein-coupled serotonin receptor activity
Source: RefSeq, a predicted model, not a curated record
UAGACCGGAGCGGGUUAAGUCCGCUCAGAGUUCAGGCAGAGCUGCAACAUCUCCGCUGCUGACUGCGCUCAGUCCUGCCUGGAGGCACUCCGAUCCGAGUCUCCGAUCCGAGUCUCUCCACAUAUCUGCGGAAUCUCCUCACCUCUCCACCAGACUCCUCCGCUUUCUUCCUCCCAGAGUCUCCCACUCUCCGCCGCCGUCUCACCCCGCUGCCGCCGGGCGCGCACCGCCUUUUGCGCACGGUCACCCUCUCCACGUUCCCACUUGCGUCCGCUGCGCGCCGCUUAUCAUUUCACUCCCGCGAAGAGUCCCGAGAGCCACCCCCGGGGCUGUUGUCCUCUUCUCUGAUUCAGGUUCGGUUAUCAGUUUGAGCCCCGGACCGGAGAACGAUGUGACUCGUGGCUCGUGGGGAUUUAAGGGUCGUGACAUGCUUUGUGGAGCCGGCGUCUGCACCGACAAAUGGGACUCUCUGCAUUUAUGGUUACAUGAAUGUCAGCGCUGCAGGCCAGAUGCCGGUGAUGGAGGAGCUUGUCAGUGAGAGCGACAGCAUGCCAAAGCGGAUGGCUCUGAUCUGCUUCCUGUCUCUGGUCAUGCUGAUGAGCAUCCUGGGAAACCUGCUGGUCAUGGUGGCUGUCUGCAAGGACAGACAACUCAGGAAAAUCAAGACCAACUACUUCAUCGUGUCUCUAGCGUUUGCCGACUUGCUGGUGUCGGUGUUGGUGAUGCCGUUUGGUGCCAUCGAGCUGGUCCACCAGCACUGGAUCUACGGUGAGACCUUCUGUCUGGUCCGGACGUCGCUGGACGUUCUGCUGACCACUGCGUCUAUACUGCACCUGUGCUGCAUCGCCCUGGACAGGUACUACGCGAUCUGCUGCCAACCUCUUGUCUACCGGAACAAGAUGACGCCCAUGCGAGUGGCUCUAAUGAUCGGUGGCUGCUGGGUCAUUCCCACUUUCAUCUCCUUUCUGCCCAUCAUGCAGGGAUGGAACAGCAUCGGCAUCGACCACCUGAUUGAGGAGCGGCGGCACAGCGAGGGCAGCAACUCCACGUCGUGUGUCUUCAUGGUCAACAAGCCAUACGCCCUCACCUGCUCUGUGGUGGCCUUCUACAUCCCCCUGGUCCUCAUGGUGCUGGCCUACCAGAGGAUAUACAUCACGGCCCGAGCCCACGCCCUGCAGAUCAGCAUGCUGCAGCGGGCGGGUGGAGCCGGCAACAGCGCCCCCGCUGCCUCUGGGGUCGGCGCCGGCUCAACGUCGGACUCGGCCGACCACCAACGCAACCACCGCAUGCGAACAGAAACGAAAGCAGCCAAGACUCUGUGCAUCAUCAUGGGGUGUUUCUGCCUCUGCUGGGCGCCGUUCUUUGUCACCAAUGUAGUAGACCCCUUUAUAGACUACACAGUGCCCGACAAGCUGUGGGUCGCCUGCCUGUGGCUGGGCUACAUCAACUCCAUGCUGAACCCCAUCCUCUACGCCUUCCUCAACAAGUCCUUCCGCCGUGCCUUCCUCAUCAUCCUGUGCUGUGGGAGGAAGAGGUACCGCAGGCCGUCCAUCCUGGGGUCCGGCGCUCCCUGCACAGCCACGCAGAUCAACGGCUCCACACAUGUACUCAAUGGCUGCUCCUCUGCCUCCAAGCUGCUGCUCUGGUUCUGCAACACCAGACCAGUGCCUGUCUAGCUGCUGUAUGUCUAGGGCGUCUCAAGGCUCUAUCAAAUAUUCUGUCCUUCAAAACGGGAACCACACAGAGCAGGAGAAGAAGUCUCUGCACACCGACACAGAGUCCCACGAGUCCUGCUUGUGACCGACAGCGACUCCUCAGUCACGUCUCCAACGGCCUCGGCCCUCGCAGCGCCACCGCAGGGUCGAUGGAAACACGCCACAGCCUUCACACAUCCGGAGCUGAAAUCGAACACAGAUGCAACAAAUCCAGCCAAGCUCCCGAGCAGAGCCCCGGAGGGACCUGAGGGAUCAAGGAGAGGAGCAGGACGUUGCCGGUGGCGCAUCUGGUGUUCAGCCCGGCCAACACUUGACCCAUGGUCUUCUGAGGUGCCAGACACUGGAAUACAACCAGCUUUCUGUCUCUGUGAUGGUGGUUCUGUCGUGUUAGUUCUCUUGUCUGCACAGAAACUGAGCCAGCCCAGUUGAACUCAGCCGGAGCCAGAAUGUGACUGCGAUCCCAUCAACCGGCCCGACGGUCGCUUUCUUGUCUCGCGGAGAACCGGCAGCUUCGGCGGAGUGUAUAGGAGAAUUUCACAGCGGGAGAUGUGAUUAGUGACUGUGCUGGGGAGUUGUAGAAGUGAAUUGUGUUGCCAAAGCUAUUUGAUACACAUACAGUGGACCUUUUUCUGAUCAUUCUGAGAUGCUCCCUGUUGUUUUCCGGUCUAAAAAUCAGAAAGAUUGACUUUAGGUUUUAGAAGGUUGUUUCUUGUAAAGUGAAUCAGUUGGUGAAAAUGAGCUUUUGAAGUGUUAUUAAUGAAAAGAGCCAGUAUAGAACAAUAUUUCUUUUUGCUGAACAUCACAUCAACCAUCACGUGUCUUUGCCUCGACACAAAGCUGAAAAAACCUGUUUGUCUCCCAGGUCAAAGCCUCCCAGCUUUGUUAAAUCCUCCCUAAGCUGAAAGGAAAAUGUGGUUGCAAGGCUGCGUUAAAUCCUUGACCUAAACUGUCGAAGUGCAUUAUUACAGAGGCUGCUAGCUCGCCCUCCUGUGCUCAUCGCUCCACGAGGCUCCGUCUCACUGAUUGUUUCUACAGAAACUUCCCCCACAAGAAGUUAGACGAUCACAACACAUUAAAGCUGCUCAUGAAUGAUUCAACAGGCGUUGUGAUGAUGUUGGAGCGAUAUGUGCUUGGUUUUUGUUGUUUGUUUGUUUGCUCUGUGUGAUUACAUGUGCGGCUGUGUAUGUUUCCAUGGCGAUGCGUGCUUUGUGUGUUGUUCGUAUGUAUGAAACGCCCUUUUCCCAUCAACCUGUGCUGUGUUUGAUUUCACCUCAUGACUGUAACAUUCUUCUUGCAUCACACCCAUUGCACAAAAACAAGAAAAAGACAACAAACCGAGCAACAACAAAUAUUCUACAAAUAAGUGGCUGCAGUGCAUCAUUUGCUCAGUCUAGUCUUUGAACAGUGAAGCCUACGUGGAACCCAAACUCUGAUUUAAUAGUUCUUCAGACUGAGGAACAAGAAUUGUACAGUCUGUUCAGUCGAGUCUUGUCAGACUUUAAAUCUUCUACUGGUGCAUUCUUCAGAUAAAAUAUGAGAGGUGGCCAGCCAGGUACAACACCACUUCCACUCCAUCUCAACUCACCAUUAAUUCCCGCCGUCUCUGCCCACCUCAGAUGCUACGAUAAAGAACGUACCAGAAGUCUUUCAAGCUGGCAAGGCAAGUUUACGUGAGACAUCAAUCAACACUGAAGCAAUUCAGAGUGCUUUACAUAAAACAUAAAAAUGUGGAAGUUACAAAAAAUGAAUCUUGUACAUCUUAUCCAAACACUAAAGUGAUUUCCUGCAUUAUGGGACAGUGUCAGACCUACACACUCUUCAAUACAAUAUCAUGUUUAAAUAUAUGACGUUUAAUAGCUUUUUUGUGCAGCUGUAGUUAGAAAUAAGUGGCUGCAUUGACCUAUAAAAUAAAUAUAUUACCACACAUUUAACAGUUUUCUGCCAGCAUUCCUGAACUGCGUCAUUUGCAGUAGCAGCGUUUCAUACAUUUUUAUAUUUCUUGUUGUUCUGUUGACUGAAGCAGCUGCACAGAAACAUUUCAUAUUGUUCAGAAGAAGACGUCCAUGAAAAGAUAAACCCCUCCUUAACAGAGAAAGUUGAUAACCACCUUUGUCAUGCCCGUUAUACACAAAAAAAGCCAGAAUUUUUCAAACUUGCUCCAUAGUACAGCACUCAGUAUUUGGGGUCAUGUUUAAAAGCAACAAAAUGUUUCCUCAGUUUUCUGUGAAACAUGAAAAAUAACAGAAUUUUUUGCAUGGUUAGUUUAAAUUUGCAUACUGAAAGAAAAAAUAUUUUUAGAAACCCUCCACUUGCUCCAGAAUGUUGUUUUGUUGGGGUUUAUUAACAAGAAAACAACAAAAUGCACUCAUACAAUGUGUUACAUCUCAUAAAGCCACUACAGGAAAAGAAACGGGACGUGCGGUUGCUAAAAAAAAGCAUUGCACAGGAACAAACAACCCUCUCCAAUCAGUUAAUCACACGAAAACACUGCUGAGCACUGAUUCACCGGCACCAGCCAAAAAAGCUCUUGACAAGGGAAGGUAAUUACAAAUCCUUCCAGGGACAAGCCCAUCGACCCAGUUUUGGAAGUCACGGUUCAGAGGAAAUAUCCGAGUUUUGUGUUACUGUAGUACAAAAACACAAACUACAGACAUUAUAGUUGAACCUGGACGAAGUAAUGGGAAGAUUUUACUUUGUAGGCAGUGGAAUUACCGAUUUCAAACCCUUAAAGAAUGCUAACAAACAUUUGAAACAAUGGAUGCUGUAGGAAGGAUAUAGUAUAAUUGGACAGUGUGCAUUUUAUUCUCAUAGAUUUUUAGAUUUUAGUGUGUUAUCUCGCUUUAAACCUCACAUGGCCUGACAUACUGUUAGAUUAAAGUCAGUCAAAAGGUAGAGCUAAAGCUCAUAUGAACUUUAUUUAGUGUUCACAUCAACUGAGCCCAGACUGUGGUUAGCUAUGGUGUUGUUCCGCCUGAUUCUCCAAACACUUGGCUAUCACGUGUUGAAAUCUUUCCACUUUUACCCAUAAUCCCUUGCAAUUUGGGGCAAUUUCCUGCAGCUGGAUCACAGGAUGUUCUCACACCAUAAAGGCUGCACCUCAGCGCUUUAGAUGGAGAAACACAAGCUGAAACUCAGUCGUUGUGCCACAACUUGCAGUGUUCUGUGUAACAGGAGACAGGUUAGUAAGAAGCCAUGCAGAUAUCAGUAACACUCCCAGAGGAGGCAGCAUGUCAGUGUGCAGCGACUUAGAAACACUCUCUAUUAGUUCAAGUGCAAACUCUACUGCUUUCUGUUGUUGCCUCCAUUCAGUCACAGCCUGAUUUAUGACAAACACAUAAAAACUUACAGCCUCUGCUCCAAUGUUUAUGGUGCAACAAGCUGACAAGGAGGACUUUAGAUAGGCUGAAUUAUAAAGCUUACUUAUAGUUGUUUGAAGAAAAGAUGGUGGUCUGAUGACAUGUGAGGACAGAGCUGAAAAUUGUAGGAGCUUCAGUAGAAAUCAACUCGACUUCUCUUGUAAGUUCUUGAAGACGUUUCACCUUCAUCCAUGAGGCUGAGGAACCCUACAAGAGAAGUCUAGUUGAUUUCUACUGAAGCUCAUACGAUUACCACAACCUGGAUGACUGAGAAUCUACACAGGCAAAGAGCUGACAGUACUGCUGAAUUAAUCCAUGAUGGGAAUCUUUUUUGUGGAAGUUUUUCUGACUGUUUCAGUAAAGUCAAGUACAGUAUUUUUUUCAGCAUCAGACAACAGAGAAAUUGGACAUUUUUCCUUGUGUCACCAUUGUAGAGUUCAUUUUCUGAUUCAGUUUUGUUUGUUUUUCCAGACUGAACUCUUUCAAAGUUGAAGCACAAGUGCUUUUAGUGCUUUAAAAAAGAUUUCAAGCAGCAAUUUCCGACACCGAUUAUACGUUUCAGUCGGACUGUGAAAUGAGUGUGAAGUCGGCAAGAUCAAAGUUAGAAAAACGAUUGAAAAUUCCUGAUUUUUCUUUCUCUAUGAACAGCUCAGAAAUAAUAUCAUAAUAAUAUAGCAGCCUCUGCUUUUCAAUUACCAGUUAAGCAAAGUAAAAUUGCACGUCCUUGUGUUCAGCUUGAAGUAGCCUCCAAUCUGUCCUUCACUAACUUCACCUCUCACUGCAGACACACAAAGCAAGGAACAAAUAAUUCAAUACAAAAUAUAUAAUACACAGUUUGAAAGAAUGAUUUUCAGUCUUUUCAUGUUUUCAGCAUCUCUAAAGCCACAAUUUUCUUUUCAAACACACAUCUGUUAGUUGUUUUUCCAUCAGUCUAAAAGGAGCUAGACUUGUGACAUCGAGUGUCAUGCCUUUUCUAUUAUUUCUCCAUGUUUUUUUUCCCUGUACUCUGCUGUUCACUCACCACCUACUUGCAGUUUCCAUGACAUUUGUGAGCGUACAGCUCAGUAAGUGUGUGUGUCCAUUCUGGUGUCGAGAUGUUUGUUCUGUGUGGGAAGCUUCACAACAGUCGAAAAAUCAGAAGCUCCACUUGGCGACCCUUUGUAAAAUUUAAUGAGCCAAUCUCUUAGGAAGACCGUAUUUGGAAGCGUACCAAUCACACCACGAGAUGCAAACAGCUGAGAGCAUGUGAGAGGUUCGAGGGGUCAUGUAGCUAUUUCAGGUAAAAUGAGGAGAAGUGAGAAAAAAGCCCAAAAUGGAAACACUUUCAAGUCAGAAAUCUAUUUUUCCCCCACUACUUCAAAGAAACAGAGCAUCCACCCACCUGUGAAGAAAUUUGGAUUAAGUUUAAUGCAAUCUAAGGCCAGUCUUCAAACUCCUUGGUUUCUUACUGGUAUUAGUUUGAUGUUCCCAUGUGGAGGUGAGCUGUGGUCAACUGAAAGAGUUGCUAAAGUCUUUGCUAGACAGAUGAAGAUCAAAGUAAUAAGUCUCCUCUGAUGCAGGGUUGGAUUUCUAAAAUCAUCUUAGGCAUCAAAAUCCUCCUCCGCUGCAGAAAGAUGCUCCAUCCCUUCAACACAGUUAAAAAGAACAUCGGACUUUGUUGGCAGUCCCUCGGAGACUCUCUGAUUGAUGUUCAGCUUUUGUAAAAGAACAGAGGCCAGUUUUUACACCCACAGGAACCUAAAAAGAUGAGAAAGCCAUGCAACCCCAGGAUUUAUUGGGUUUUUAGUAGGAAGAAUGACUGAAACCACAAAUACAUCACAGGUUAAUUAAACCAUUAAUUAAUAAACGCCCAAACUUGCCUGAAAGUAGCCCGUCUCCGGAGGCCGAUGAAAGUCAUUUUGAGCUGUGGAAACAGCUGUGCCUGGAGAGCACCCCAAACUCAUCACAUACUGCUGAUUUGUCAAGACCCUUUGGCUGCUCAUUUACACACUCUAUAACCUGCGGCAUCAGUUUUGAAUGUGCAGAGUUAUGUGAGAGACCUAUAAAAAUCUGUGGCUAUCUUCAAUAGAUGCCACAAGUUCACAGCCAGGUGUGCUCUGCUGGCGUCAUCACUUUUGCGUCUUUUCAGGUAAUGAGACAGAAAGCGAAAAACUGAUGGAUUCUGUGGACACUGACCAUAAAGCAGACCAGAGGUUCCUGCAGUGGAAAACAGCCAAAUGUUGUGCAAUGGCAUAAUUCAGCCUAGAACAUUAUCCUAAACUUAAGCAAAAACCAAAUGAAAAUUAAUCUGCAGUCACAAAAUAAAUGAAGUAUUGCAUGGUAGUUGUCAAUCACAAAACACCUUGUGUAGAUCUGGGAUACCAGCAAUUUAGAUCCUGCCCCACAGACUAAAGGCUGAGACAUAAUCAUGCAUUUUCUGAACUGUUCUCUAUUCCCUUGGAAAGGAACCUGGAAUUUGGACAGCUCUUUCCUCUCCUUGCUUUGUUUUCUCUUGUAAGGUUGAUGUCUCUUGAAGGAGCUGAUUUGCAGCAGAUAGAUUGGAAAUUUUAGUUUGCAGAUGUUGUUGGUCUCACACAGGCCCACUGCAUGAAUACAAAACAUAUUCAAGAGGAGGCAAACACAGCGUUUCAGUCAGAAUGACACAGACGAUUUGUAAAAUAACAUAUUUCAAAAUUGAAUCUGGUAAUUCUCCAUGUAUGUGUGCAAACCAAUUUUAUGGAAGCAAAGAUUGCCAUGUUGCUGCUACCAGAUUACUGAGUGCACUUUUAAGACCAGGGCAUUUCAACAAAUGUUUCUCCAUCAUGCCUAAACCCAACAAACCCAACCAAUGAAGGCAACAAGCACUGCCUUAUUAGAGACAGAGAAGGCAAAUCAGACCUUUGUUAUCCAAGAAACAGACUGACAAAUGCAUAUAAAAAGGAUUUAGAAGUUAUUAUACACAGUGUUGGCUGAAAAAUGAGUAUACCACAUGUAGGAAAUUUGCCUGAAUCUAAAAAAAGAAAAAUCUGCUAAAUGCAUAAAGGAGAUCAUUAAUAGUGUCAUAUCUGGAUAUCAUCUCAAUUUUAGCUAAAGUUAUGCAGAAAACCAGACAGAGUAAAGACUUCACUGCUUUGAUCUUCAACUACUAAAACACUUAUUACAAAUUUUAUUGAAACAUUCAUUUAUUGGACGUAAAUAAGAUCAGUUGCAAAAAAAAAGGAACAUUUCUGGGAGCAGACUAUUUGACAAUCACUGUUUUCAGUUCGCUCAUAAUGCAGCAUAGAUUGCAACAAAUCCACAAUUUCAUUACAGCUGCUUUGCAACACUUGCAAGAACACCGUUUCCAAAAUGUAAAAAAAUAUGAUGAAUGUUUUAUAGGAGUGUUGAGGUGACUUUGGAAAGUCUGUGAUAAAACCUCUGGAUGCAGAACCCAGAAAGAAUACAGAAAGCAGCACUGCCACUAAUACAAACUACACACAGCAUUUAAAUCCUCUCCCGGCCUCCCGUCUGCAUUCAGGUUCAGCCCUGCAGAAAAGAACUCUCUCUGCAUGAAGCCGACACGGUGAUGGAGGACGGGGGAUAUUUAAGGCAUUUAAUUCCAUUGAAAGUCACUUCUUUUCCUCUUUACCUUAAGCGGAAUCUGUAGCCUUUAAAAGCCUUUAGCCUCCUAAAUAUCCCAUGAUACCUAUGUUGAAUUCAUUUGCAAAAUAGCACUUGUUUUUGCUUUGUUUUUAUGUGUUUUUUAGGUGCAUUUUUAAUGGUUCGGUAUUCUCAGAAACUCCUGUUAGAGUUUGUCCACCAUCAUCACCAGGUGUCUGGUUGUGUUCAUUUUUUUGUACAUGCAAGUGUGGCAAUUAUUUUUCAAAUGCUGGAUUAUAUACACUACCGUUCAAAAGUUUGGGGUCACUUACAAAUGUCCUUAUUUUUUGGGGGAAAAAAACAGUAUUUUUCAGUGAAGAUAACAUUAAAUUCUUCAGAAAUCCAGUAUAGACAUUGUUAAUGUGGUAAAUGACUAUUGUAGCUGGAAACAGCUGAUUUUUAAUGAAAUAUCUCCAUAGGGGUACAGAGGAACAUUUCCAGCAACCAUCACUCCUGUGUUCUAAUGCUACAUUGUGUUAGCUAAUGGUGCUGAAAGACUCAUUGAUGAUUAGAAAACCCUUGUGCAGUUAUGUUAGCACAUGAAUAAAAGUGGGAGUUUUCAUAGAAAACAUGAAAUGUCUGGGUGACCCCAAACUUUUGAACAGUAGUGUACUUUAUAUAACCUCACAGGUAACAUUUGGUACUGAUGUUCUCAGCACAGCCUUUUUUGCAUUUUUUUUUUAUUUUUGCAAAAUGAAAAUGCCCCUUAAUAUUCUUAACAUCUUACCUGCCUUCUUAAGUGUCAAUUACAGAAAUUCUCAGAUGCAGCUGCUGUUGAAAUCCGACUACGUAACACUUAUUUUUUUGCAGAAAUAUGAAAGUUAGAUUCCAAAUUUUCAGCUGGGUUUCAAAAAGUUUGAUAACUUUUGGAGAAGCCGUUACUUGGAUAAACAGAAUUAUUAUUACAGAAAGAAUGAUAGUAAACAAAUGUGUUGUGUGAAGCAGGAUUUCAACAACAGCUGAGUUUUAUUUCAUCAUUCUGUCACUCCUGCUCCCUUCCAUGUCAACUCUUUUUAAUUUAUUCAUUUAUGUUUGCGGCUUACAGCAUGAAUGUGUAUAUAAACAAAAGAAAAUGACUCCCACGAACUGUCCAAAGGAGACAAAAAAACUUUUAUAAAUCUCUUCGGUAUUUAUUUUGACAGAACAAAAUGGGUAUUUUCAUGUAUUAAAAGAACAUAAAAGGCUUCUCUUUCAGGGAGCUGAAAUGUGUAUGACUUUUUUCUGUUGCUAUGUGACAGUUCUGAUAAAAGGCUAAUUAAAGAUUAAAGAGAUGCUGAUAA